Molecule: messenger RNA, 222 nt
Organism: Cylicostephanus goldi
Lineage: Eukaryota; Metazoa; Nematoda; Chromadorea; Rhabditida; Strongylidae
Source: the annotation of a GenBank genome assembly
AUGCAAAUAAUUAUCAAGACUUUGCAGAUCGGUGGCACAGGAUGCCCACCUCCAAAUCAGGGUGGACUACGUUUUCAACAGCAGAAGUUCUACACAAUCACACCUGGAUCGCCUCCGCCUCCGCCUCCCCGUAAGCUCUAUGCUACUUUUAACCUGAAGACGAAAAAUGAGGGCUGGGUUAAGGAUAAUAAUGAAAUAAUCAAAGCAGCAUGCAAAAUGUAG